Drosophila subpulchrella is the source of this 3157-nucleotide messenger RNA. RefSeq names its product SAFB-like transcription modulator (gene Saf-B). Gene Ontology annotation, biological process: regulation of transcription by RNA polymerase II; regulation of mRNA processing. NCBI's taxonomy places the organism in Eukaryota, Metazoa, Arthropoda, Insecta, Diptera, Drosophilidae. The transcript has 9 exons. Gene Ontology annotation, molecular function: sequence-specific DNA binding; RNA binding. Gene Ontology annotation, cellular component: nucleus. The coding region runs from base 162 to 2954 and encodes 930 amino acids. The record is from RefSeq and is a predicted model, not a curated record.
CUACUUCGACAAUUGUGUGUGUAUCACUGAAUUUGACAAGGAAUUUUCACACGUUUCCAGACGGGAGAAAAAGAUUAUUGAAAAUUUUUUCCCGGAACUGAAAGUCAAGCAAGUUUAAGUUAGCGAUCGAGAAGUGACCCAGUGAUUGUAGAGAAUACAUAAUGCCCGAGGCAGGAAAGAAAAUCGCGGAGUUGCGGGUGUGCGACCUAAAAACUGAACUGGAAAAGCGCAAAUUGGAGACCGUGGGCCCAAAGGCGGUGCUCAUCGAGCGCCUGGAGAAGGCGCUCAAGGGGGAGGGGAUAGACCCGGCCACACACUUGAUUGUGCCGGGCGUGAAGGGCAAGAAACCAAUAGCCAUGCCCAUGAAGGACACCACGUCGACGGUGCAUAUCAAGGAGGAGCCCAUCGAUGCCGACGAGGAGGUGGAUCAGCAGGAUGACUAUGGGAACGGCAACGACUUCUCCCAUCACGCCGACGACGAUGGGCAUGAGAUCGACCAGGUGGGCGAUGUGGACGAUGAGUGUGUGAUCCUCGACGAUGAUGAUGAAGAGGAGGAGGAGGAUCAAGAGUACGAUGAUGAGCACCAGAAUGGCGAUGGAGAGGCCGAGGGAAACGCCCAGGAUGAAGAGGCGGAGAACAAUGGCGGCGAAGAGGCCAAUAAUGACAUUAACGGUGAGGAGGAGAACACCGGAGACACCGGAAACAUGGACAACGACGAGUCCAUCAAUCUGACCAUUGGUGAGGACGAGCAGAAGCUGCUCCACGACGAGGCCCCCGACGAUAAGUCUAUUAAAUCUGUGAAACCGGCCAACAAAUCCGAUAAGUCUAACUCAAAGGAUGCCGACAAGAAAAAUGACGAGGGCGCACGCUCCAAGAAAAGGGAUGAUAAAUCAUCUGACAAAAAGGACUCUAGCGAUCAAAAGUCGUCUGGAAAACCGUCGAAUCCAAAGGAUGAUAAAGAGAAAUCGACAGCAGCAGCGGGUGCCGCAUCCUCAACUGCAUCGAGUGCCGCUGGCAAGUCGGGAUCUGGUUCGAGUGCUGGCAAUGGCAGCGGUGCUAACUCGAACUCGAAGCAGGCGACGCUGUCGCGUAAUCUCUGGGUUUCCGGGCUCUCAACUUUGACCCGUGCCACCGACCUCAAAGCAAUCUUCUCCAAGUUUGGCAAGGUGGUUGGCGCUAAGGUGGUCACCAACACGCGUACCCCGGGCACCCGCUGUUACGGAUACGUAACUAUGUCCUUUUCCGGGGACGCCUCGCGAUGCAUCGAGAACCUGCACCGCACCGAGUUGCAUGGACGCAUCAUUUCGGUGGAGCGCACCAAGAACGAGAUUGGCGGCAGCUUGAACUCCAAGGAGGGCAAGGGCAAGACUUCGAGCGACGCUGGAAACAAGAAGAAGGACGAAGACGGCGGCAAGAAAUCCGGAAGCAGCAAGGGAACCAGCGCCAACGGUGGCGAAGAGAAGAAGGGCGGCGAUGGAAGCGUCGCCGACAACAAGUCCAUCGGCGGCGAUUCGAAGCGCGAUGGCAAGGAGGGCAACAGGGAGCGCAACCAGCGACGCGUCGAUGACAGGGGCAAGUCGUCCGCCAGCCAGGAUAGGCCUCGUCACGAUCGCGAGCGAUCCGGCACUGGCGGCCACAAGGGGCCGGGCAGUCAGGACCAUCGUUCGGGGCGCAAUCCGCGCGACGUUGACCGUGAAAUCCAGCAGCGCCAGAGGGAGCGCGAGCGUCGCCAGCGGGAGAUGCUGUCCUACCAGAAGAUACGCGAGGAGCGCGAACGCCAGCGCCUCCGCGAGCGGGAGCGUGAGUUACGCGAGGAGGAGCGACGCAGGCGGGAGGCGCGUGAGCGCCAGCGCAUCGAGGAGGAGCGUCUCCAGGAGGAGCGGCGCAAGCUCGCCGUCGAGCGGGAACGUCUUGAGCGUGAGAAGGCCGAGCUUUUGCGGUUGGAGCGCGAGCGCCAGAAGCUGGAGCGAGAAAAAAUCGAGCUGGAGCGCCUCGAGCUGAAGCGACAACAGAUGAAGAUCAUGGAGUCUCGCGAAGAUCCUGGCAAGCGCGGGGUGAGCAAGCGCACCGACGACCGCUACGCAGACACAACCGAUCGCAAGCGUACUGCUAUUUUUGAUGCCCCACCUCCACCGAGAUUCGAUACGAAUCUAGUUAGCUCCCGCAGCACCUAUGACAAGAAACAUGAUGAUUACGGUUCGUCGUCAACCACCAAGCGUGUACUGGAUGACUACUCCAGCUCCAACAAGCGCUUGGAUUACAAGCGCAACGACUACAGCGCUUCUUCAGGAUCCAAGCGUGGAGCUGUCGACGAUUACUCCGCCGUACCUACCAAGCGCUCCAACGAUUACAGCGGCUCCUCGUCCAGCAAGCGCGACGAUUACAACAAGCGCGACGUUGAGGUGCGCCACUUGACACUUUCGGGAACUGCCGGCGGCGGCUCAAGCAGCUCGUAUCUGCACAAGAACAACACAGCCGGUGGAGCCGGAUCCUACGUUCACAAGAACAACACAAGCGGCACUGGCGGACGCUACAAUGAUUCUGAUCGCGGCAACACAUCCAGCUAUAGACGCGAUGACUCCCACAGCCUGGGCAACAAGCGUUAUGACAACUCCAGCGGCGGAGGAGCCUACGGCAGUAGCUCGAACAGCGUUAACAUCUGGGCCCCGUCAUCCGGCGGAGGAAGCUCCCACCUGGGCAGCAGCAGUGGCGGAGGCAACCAAAUAAAGUACGGCAACAACGGCUUGUCCUCGAACAUCCACACCACCAAUUCGUGGCAGAAAUCGACCGUCGAUGACAACAGCUGGCGCCAGGUGCCCGGACGCUUUGACCGCAGCUACAACGAUCGUUCGACCGGCUACCAGGGUCAAAGUGGUGGCGGAGGAGCUGGCGGAAUGUACGGUGCCAGCCGCCCCACCCAGGAUCGCUAUAGCGGACCGGUAUCGCGCUACUAGGGAACGUGCAUUUCACAAGAGGCAAUACAAAACAUGCAUCCCCGCAUCAUACAUACCUAUUUAAGCCCCCCGACCGAAUGACUAUACCCACAGCGCCUAGGAGCGCUGCUUCUACUUUAGUUCGCUUUAGUUGUAGUUUUAACUAUUAAAAUUACAUUUGGAAACCAAUAAAUGUAUUACCAAAAUGGAAAAUAUGCACAUAA